CUCUUCAAAGUCCAAAAAUAUAUACUUAUCUACUUAUAUAUAUGUCUUCCUCUUCUCCUAUUUCCUCUUGUCUCAACUUAUUGGAAUCUGCUGAUCAUAAAAUUAACUCCAUGGAUCCUUCUGAACAUCUUUGCUAUGUCCGUUGCAGCUUCUGUAACAUUAUUCUCGCGGUGGGAAUUCCAUGCAAGAAGCUGUUGGAUACUGUGACAGUGAAAUGUGGGCAUUGUGGUAAUCUUUCCUUUUUAAGCAGUAGACCUCCACUUCAACCACAAUUUUAUGAUCACCAACCCAUUCAUCAGCAUCAAGAUUUAUUCAACAAUUUCAAGAAGGGACAGUCUUCAUCUUCAAGUGAACCAUCAUCUCCAAAGGCACCUUUUGUUGUAAAACCUCCUGAGAAGAAGCACAGGCUACCAUCUGCCUACAAUCGGUUCAUGAAGGAUGAGAUACAGCGUAUUAAAGCAGCACAUCCAGAGAUUCCACACCGAGAAGCUUUCAGUGCAGCAGCUAAAAAUUGGGCCAGGUACAUUCCAAAUACUACAAAUGGAACCUUGGCUGAGAACAACAACAAUCCUGCUUCAAUGGACCUGUUCCUUCGACAUGUUUCAUCAGUCUUCAAGCUUCAUUCAACACUUCCCCUCAAGCUAUUGAGUGGAGGAACUGUACCUCCUAGCUUGCUGCAAAACCAGAGAAAAUCUGUUUUGUUAAGGCUUUGGUAUGAAUAUCAGCUAGCUGAUCCUUAG
Messenger RNA from Solanum stenotomum, 740 nucleotides. Its product is annotated as protein CRABS CLAW-like. Gene Ontology annotation, biological process: multicellular organism development; style development; leaf development. The record is from RefSeq and is a predicted model, not a curated record. Gene Ontology annotation, cellular component: nucleus. NCBI's taxonomy places the organism in Eukaryota, Viridiplantae, Streptophyta, Magnoliopsida, Solanales, Solanaceae. The transcript is spliced from 7 exons. Bases 42 to 740 code for a protein of 232 amino acids.